AUGGGUAUUAAAAUUAUCGGAUUUGGUAAAUCACCCAUUACUCUUAGAGUAAUUCUUACCCUUCAAGAGUUAGGAACCAAGAAUUCUACAAUUUUGAUUCCAAAAGAUAUACAAAAGGCCGCUUUGGUUGAACAAUACUUAUCGGUCAAAAAUUUAUAUUUUGAAAUACCAUCAACAACUAUUAAUUUUGAAGAAAUUGUUGCUGUAAAAUAUAUGGGUAAAGAAGCUAAUGCCGAAAAGGUCAAAGAAGCAAAAGAAAAACUUGAACAGACAUUGGAUGUCUAUGAAAAAUUUCUCGAGGGAAAAGAUUAUUUGACUGGUGAAUAUUCUUUAGCCAAUAUUAUCCAUGUGCCUAAUCUCUUUGCUAAUAUUCAUAAAACUAGUGCUAAAUAUAUAUAUUAUGAUGCUAAAAGACCCAAUGUUAUUAAAUGUGUGGAAAAUCUUCUUGAAACACCUACUUGGAAACAAAUAACAGCAAAUCUUAAUUCCGACUAA
This is a messenger RNA of Entrophospora sp. SA101, 495 nucleotides long. The record is from the annotation of a GenBank genome assembly. NCBI's taxonomy places the organism in Eukaryota, Fungi, Glomeromycota, Glomeromycetes, Entrophosporales, Entrophosporaceae.